AUGGCAUUCAAAAAUGCUCUUCAGCAACUUGACGCUUCUCUCGGCCAGCAUACUAAUAGCUUAUCUAGUAAGAUGGCGGGGCUUCGGCUGAACAAUGCACACACUAAACCACCACGAGACUUCCGAUCGGUCGCAACUGCCCGACCACGUCCAGAUCUUGUAGAAAUUUCUGACGAUUCGGACUCCAUUGAGCCUUCUCGGCAUCAGUACCAUCGCAGUCCACUGCAAAGACCCGACACACCUGACCCGCGCGUUCCCGUAGGAGGCGGCUCGAUCUCAGACCCGGCCAUGCUCUCUGAUUCAGACGAGACUUUCAGUCUCGAUCAGCCUGCUCGCGUCAGGGCACGACCAACUAAGCGACCAAAAUUGCAUCACGAACAUCAUCUUCAACCUCGCGACAAAGUAUCUCCACCGACCAGGCCAUUCAAAACGGAGCAGCCCGAGAGAUUGCCCGACAUCGCUCGCCGUGGCCACACUCGCCCUCAUCCUGAUUACAGCGAUUACAGCGGUCCCCUACAGCCUGCCGCACGCACAAAGGAAGAAACCGAACCCCCGUAUUACUACGAUGCAGAACUUGAUAUGCACAUGUACCGCGGAUCGGGCUUCGAGCGCUUCCCCGUCGCAAUCGGUACGUUUGAAGGUCACAAGGAGCUAUGCGAAAAAUGGGAUCGUGAGCCCGCAGCAAUCAGUCAGGUGUCACAGUCAGUAGACCUCUCCCCGCAGGAGAGUCACUUUCGCAAAUGCGAGGAUCAAGCAUUGAGUGCGGCUCUCGAGAUCCUACCUGAUAUCGAGCACGCCUUCGUCCGAGAACAAUUCAACUUGCUUUCUCGUCAGAAUCCACAACUGGCCCCGGAGCAGCUAUCGGCAGAUCUAUUGAUCAGUCAUUUUCUCGAACUACCAGACUAUAACAAAGCGGACAGAAAGGACAAGAAGCCAACCACAGAGCCCUCUCCAGAUGGCACAGGUGUAACUAUCCCUUUCAACAAGCACUUUCAACAACGACCAUCGUAUCUAAAGGAGGCCGUCAUGUUACUAGCAUGGCAAUUCCGCCACGUACCUACGUGCUACAUUUUCAAGGUUGUUGAAGAGAAGACAAGCAUCUACGAGUCGUACCUUCACAUUCACGCGUUGGAUACCAACUACUACAGCCUCCCGUCGUCUCAGAGGCCUUAUCGGCGCAUGAAACAGCCUAGACAAAACAUCGAGAAGAAGUACACAAAAAAGACGCAUGAGCUGCGUGACCACGAAGCCUAUCCUCACUGGAUAAAUGAGAUACAAGCUGCCAAACAGCACAUUGAACGGGAAACAAUCAAGAGCAAUGAGAAACAGAAAGAUGCUGCUGCUGAAGAAGCUAAUCUUGAGCAACACCGCGCCAAUGGCUGGCUCGUGGAGUGCCGAGUCUGUUUCGACACAGAGACUCCCAUGAACCGUGCUGUAAUUUGCACAGGCGAGAAUGGUCACUUCUUCUGUUUCUCUUGCGUUGCACAGCUAGCUGAGACGCAGGCUGGCAUGCUCAAAUACGAAAUGCUUUGCAUGGAUGAGAGUGGCUGCAAGGCCGCACUUGAUCCUGAGGGCGUCGGACAAGCUGUGCCGAUCAAGACAGUGGAUAGGUUAGCUCUUAACCAACAGCAGGCUGAAAUUGCUGCCGCUGACUUGGAAGGACUCGAACAGUGUCCCUACUGUGAGUUCAGAGCCAUCAUGGAUCCUGUUGAGACUGCUGUGGUUUUUCAAUGCUUCAACCCAGAUUGCCGCCGUGCCUCAUGUCGAAAGUGCAGACAGGAUGCUCACGUUCCGAAAAGUUGCGAAGAGGUCAGGGCCGAACGAGGUCUGUCUGAGCGCCAUCUUGUCGAAGAAGCGCGUUCUGAGUCAGUCAUGAGGCCAUGUCCGAAGUGUAAGGUCAAGAUCAUGAAAGAACACGGCUGCAACAAGAUGGCUUGCACGCAGUGCGGGUGUCUAAUGUGUUAUCUAUGCAAGAUAGAUAUCUCCCGAACAGGUUAUGAGCAUUUCAAUAAGCCGGGUAGCAAGUGUCAGCUCUACGAUCGGAACACGAAUGCCCUACACGAUGAAGAAGCGGAUGCUGCGGAGCUUGAAGCCAUCAAGAAAGUGAAAGCUCAGAAUGCGGAUCUGGACGUGAAUCUGCUUCAGAUCGAAACUGGCAAAGCGAAGAAACCUAGGGCACAGCCAGACAACGAUAUUAGUGCUGGGCUUGCCUUGGAAGGAGAUCGCCAUGGUCUACAGCAACAUCUUGCGGACCUUCAUGUUGCUGGUCAACGUCUCCGCGAUGUUGCCGCCGCUAUGCGAGCACUUCCAGCAGGUAAUGAAUUGCCUCGUGAGCCGCCUCUAUUUCAGCGGGCUGCUGGUAUGUAUGGACCAGGUGCCGUUGCGCAACGUGCACAGCGAGAUCAGCGAGCGAUGCAUGAGGUGGCCAGAGCCCGUGCGGCUGUACGAGGCAACGCAGGCAGGCAGCCGCCUCCCAUGCCAGAAAUGGACCACGUACGCAUUGAUCAAGCCCGAGAUCUGCCAAAUUUCAACGCUUACCUGCCUGCUCAGCUGCAGCUUCGCGACAACCAACAGCAGAACUUCCAUGGUCUGCACAUGGGGUUGCCAGACCUCGGUGAUUAUGCUAAUUUUCCUCAAAGAGAAGAGCAGCGCAUGAAUGGUGAAUUCGCACGCUGGGAAGCAGAUCUGGAUGCACUCAUACAGCCACUAGCGCCGCCUGCGUUACCAGCUCAGCACCAACCGCCUCAGCGGCCCGCAUACGCGGGCUAUCCUCUGCCAGCACGCCCACCACAACCACAUCAGGCUCUGAACGCGGUGAAUUUGGACCAGCUCAAUGAUCAGAACGAGGGCAAUGGCGGUGGAGGCUGGGCUCGUCUUUAUGGGUGGCUACCUUUCAACUUCCAGUGA
Molecule: messenger RNA, 2907 nt
Organism: Cyphellophora europaea CBS 101466
Lineage: Eukaryota; Fungi; Ascomycota; Eurotiomycetes; Chaetothyriales; Cyphellophoraceae
Exons: 1
Coding region: 1-2907 (968 amino acids)
Molecular function (GO): zinc ion binding
Source: RefSeq, a predicted model, not a curated record